Penicillium bovifimosum is the source of this 885-nucleotide messenger RNA. It is a transcript of the gene gtmA, whose product is annotated as gliotoxin thiomethyltransferase. Gene Ontology annotation, molecular function: methyltransferase activity. NCBI's taxonomy places the organism in Eukaryota, Fungi, Ascomycota, Eurotiomycetes, Eurotiales, Aspergillaceae. The record is from RefSeq and is a predicted model, not a curated record. Bases 1 to 885 code for a protein of 294 amino acids. The transcript has 4 exons.
AUGGCAGUGGCUGCAAGAAAUGACGUUGAGACACUCUUCAAGAGUGAAGCCUAUGCUUCCUCGUUCAAGCGUGGGGAGAUAGUUACUCGCACAUUUGCGGAACUACUGGUGGACCAGAGCAAAGUGUGCGCGGAGUCGAAGGCGAACCCAGACCAACCCCUUGUGAUCCUCGACAAUGCAUGCGGUACUGGCGUCAUCUCCAGUAUCCUCAAUGACAAAGUCGAUGGCAUUGUCAAGAAGAAGUGGAAACUGACCUGUGGCGACAUCUCGCCAGCAGUACUCGCAUACACUGAGCACCGCAUGCAGCAAGAGGGCUGGGAGAACGCGGAGACCAAGCUUGUGGAUGCACAAAAGCCUGACCUCCCCAGCGAUUAUUAUUCGCAUAUUUUCAGUUCCUUUGUCUACAUGGCACUUCCGGAAUCUCUGAAAGCUCUGGAUGAAACCGUCCGAAUGCUCCAGCCCGGUGGAACCAUUGCCUUCUCAACCUGGAUGCUGCCUGGCUCUGUUUCCAUCGCGCGAGGGGCAAUUGAAAGCAUGCCAGGCAAUCUGCCUUUCCCUGAAGUCGAAAAGAUGGUCUCUGUCAUGACGGAUGGGCAUUGGCACUCGAAGCCGUGGAUCGAGUCCCAGCUCGAAGAGCGUGGGUUUCAGGAGAUCGAUGUCUGUGUCAGAAGAGACAAGCUGACUCUCACGCCUUCUAUUUUUCUGGAGAUGACUAUGCUGGUCUUGCCCAUCAUGGUAAUGUCAUUCUGGACUGAGGAGCAGCGAAAGGAAAACGCGGACAAGGUCCGUCCGGCACUGGAAAGAUACUUGGAAGAUACUUUUGGAGACGAUGACAUCGAGACAGAAUGGGUGGCCAUUCUGUCUACUGCGCGGAAGUCUCGCUAG